Messenger RNA from Syngnathoides biaculeatus (alligator pipefish), 4073 nucleotides. RefSeq names its product nuclear distribution protein nudE homolog 1-A-like. Gene Ontology annotation, cellular component: centrosome; kinetochore; kinesin complex. Gene Ontology annotation, biological process: chromosome segregation; establishment of mitotic spindle orientation; cell migration. Gene Ontology annotation, molecular function: microtubule binding. The transcript has 9 exons. The record is from RefSeq and is a predicted model, not a curated record. Lineage: Eukaryota; Metazoa; Chordata; Actinopteri; Syngnathiformes; Syngnathidae. Bases 1712 to 2719 code for a protein of 335 amino acids.
AAUGUCCUCAUUUUAGAUUGACUUUAAAAACAAUACCCUUUAUCACUAUAUAUACCUCCAAUCCAAAAGUCCUUGCACUGGCUUCCAGUCAGCUUUAGAAUAAAAUUUAAAGUUCUGCUACUGGUCUAUAAAUCACAAAAUGAUUUAGGUCCUGAAUACAUGAAAGAAAUGCUUACAGAAUACAAACCCAGUAGAGCUCUGAGAUUGACUGACUCAGGUCAAAUAGUGGAGCGCAGAGUCCAAAGCAAACAUGGUGAAGCAACAUUGAGCUAUUAUGCUGGACGCAAAUGGAAUAAGUUGCCAACAGAGGUGAGGUCAGCCCCAAGUGUGGAUGUUUUUAAAUCCAGGUUGAAAACUCUUCUUUUUUCUCAUGCUUUUUAGAAUAUAUCCACUUUUUGAUCACAUUACUUGCACUGUCUGCAGUUUUAAUUGUCUUUUUAAAAAUAGUUUUUUGACAUUUUUAUUGUUUUUAUCCCGUUUUAAAUGUUUUAUCUCUUUGUUUUCAAAUGCCUUUAAUCAUGUAAAGCACAUUGAGUUACCUCGUGUACAAAAUGCACUUUACAAAUAAAUGUGCUUUGCUUUGGUUCUCUGGUACUCGACUCCCCAAGGAUGCCACCCAGGAAGUGGAAUCAACAUUGGUAGAAUGAGUGAGGGUAUAAAGUGAGUCAGAUGGCAUCCAGGACAGAGUUGGUGUGUGAACCAACUUUAUGUGAAGCGGCGGUAAAUGCGUGUGGAUUAACUAGGAUCAGAUCAAUUGCUUUAAUCCCUCUCAAAAGGACACAGUUGACCCGUGGUGACCCCUGACCAUGCUAACGGGGAACGGCAUCGUCCAAUCAGAGGCCAGCAAGUGAUCAGGCUUUUCAAAUUGACCAAACUUCACAUGAUGAUUAAAUGGGUGGGUUCUGACUUUUAACACAACAGAUGAUGGCACAAUGAACUUUACUUAUUUAUUUUUUUUGUCUUUACUUGUUGUACCUAGUGACAGAGCAUCAAAGCACAUUUACAUUUUAUAUCAACCACCACGAAAUUCUGUGUAGUCCUCAACGAUUGCGUUUGCGAUAGCCGUCGAAAGCAUUGCGGACCCUCACUAAUCCAUCAAAAGGUCUAGACUGGGAAGAUUAUGCAGAUACAACCUUUCUCGUAUGGCUCAGCUCAGUGGUCAACUAGAUUAAAAACUCACGCCCAUUUAAUUUGACUGGCACCUUUAACAGCUAAUAGGAAGCGGAAAGGAGACUGGACACGUAAAUUGUGAUUGGUGAACGUUUCCGGACAAUAUGAAUGGCAGCGUUUAUUGUUCGCCGUUCCUAUCCCACGGCAGCAACUUUUGUGACUCCCAGUUUGCGGUAAACUGUGAUUAAAAACUUCUCGGAAUAACACCCGGACGGUAAAAUUGGUCGUCAUUAAGAAAGUCCGUCAGCGGCGAAUGAGACGAUUGGGGUAUUUGCUCGCCUUUUCAACGACAACUUUCUCCCCGGAGAGCUGCAGUGUCUUUAGAUCAGCUGGGCUUUAAAUGGUUAACUGGUUCCAGCACGGGCUGCUAACUUAUUUGCAUUAAAAAGCCGAGAGGAGAUUCCGUUCACCCUCUUGUUCCUUGGAUUCCAAAUUUUGAGUUGCCUAACUCAUCCAGAACUCAAAUUGACUGGUUUCCAAAUGGGCCUCCUUUCACGCCCAAACGUCUCGACUGUACCACCUUGGCCGUGUUUUGUUCGGGAUGGAGAUGGAGGAUCCCGACACUCCAGAUUUUGCAUCUUUGAAGGAGGAAGUGCACUACUGGAAGGAGCAGGCUGCCAAGCACCGGCAGAGUGCUGAGGAAGCCCAGGAAGAGCUGCAAGAGUUCCAGCAAAUGAGUCACGACUACGAGGCAGAGCUGGAAGCAGAGCUCAAAGUGUAUGAGACCAGGAACCGUGAGCUGCUAGCUGCUAACAACCGCUUGCGAAUGGACCUCGAAAACUACAAGGAGAAGUACGGCACACAGCACUCGGAGGCGUGUCGUCAGAUGUCUACGCUGGAGGGUGAGCUGGCUGAAGCGACGUUUAUUCGAGACCACCUACACAAGUACAUCAGGGAGCUGGAACAGGCAAAUGAUGACCUGGAGAGAGCCAAGAGGGCCACUAUCAUGUCUCUAGAAGACUUUGAGCUGCGCAUGAAUCAGGCCAUCGAGAGGAACGCAUUCCUGGAGAGCGAGCUGGACGACAAGGAGAACCUUCUGGAGUCUGUGCAGAGGUUAAAGGAUGAAGCCAGAGACCUACGCCAGGAGCUGGCCGUGCAGCAGAAGCAGCAGACGCACAUGACCAACACAUCCACAGAGCCUUCCUCAUUGUUGUCUUCAUCGUCAUCAUCUUCGGCCCCCAUGUCAGCCCCCUUCCCCUCGCCGCCCCUCACACCCCCAGACAAAAAGGCUGAAGACAAAAUGUCCGCUGACGCUCAUAUCAGAGCGCCCAAAACACCGUCCCUCAACACGGGUGACAGUGGCGUGUCGGUGAGUCCGCUGACGACGCCCGCCAGGAUUUCUGCACUCAACAUUGUCGGCGAGCUGCUCAGGAAAGUCGGGAAUCUAGAAUCUAAACUGGCCUUGUGCCGUGAGUACGUCCACGAGCAGCCGGCAGCCCACAGGCUCCCGGCCGAGAACCUCUCCGACUCGGUACCUGCCAACGGAGUCUACCACAAAGGGCUAGUCAAGAGGUUGGACUUCGGAACGGGAGCCAAACUACUGCUGUGAGAAUGGGAGAUGGGAUUUCAAACCUCUGGGCCUUUUCCUGCUGUGGCCACCAAUGUGAGAAAGAAUAGAUCUCCCCUCGGCACUUGCACUUAACUCGCUGACUUUUUUUUUUUUUUUGGUCCAACACUGGGUUUUUUUUCUGUUGUGACAGACUAUAGGAAAAGUGACAUUUUUGUUGGUCACGUCAAAAAUGGUUUUGUGUGAAGAUGAGCAUUGCAGCCACACUUAGGGGAAAAAAAUGGAGAUUUAAGUCAUGUUUUUUUUCCCAGAUCCUCCUAUCCACCCUCUCUUAUUGUGGAGGAAAUAAGAUUGAAAGGUAUUUAGGGAAAAUAAAAAAUGACAUUUCAGGAAUAAAUGGUGUCUCUAUCUAGAAUGAACUUGCCAAAAUAAAAUACAUGAAUGAAGCCGUUACAAUAGCCAGAUCCCAUCCCUCCAACAAUAAAUUGCACCUUUUCUCUGAAGAAUCUCAAUCCACACAUUUACAAGGAUAAAGACAGACUUUUGUCUUAAUUAACUUUCAGGACAUUACAAAGAAUAGCAAUGAUGUUAUUUUAUAACGAAGACAGUGUCUUGGGUAGAAGUAAAAAAAAAAAAAAAAAAAAAAAAUUAAAAUGAAUAUUUAGAAAUAGCACUUUUAUUUUUUCAGACAAUUAUAUGGUUUUCAGGGGGAAAAGUAGUGAUAUAAGUACUUUUUAAAGACAAUUUUAUGCUCAUAUUUUUCAAAUAUGGGCACAAAAAUGUUUUUUUUGCCAGAAUGAUGCCAUUUUCUUUCUUAGAGAAAUUAUUUUUCCAUACAUUUUUUUUUUCUUUUCAUAAAAAUGCAUUGUUACAAUAAUAAAAGCAGUUUUUUCAAAAAUAUGUUAGAAAAAGCUGUAUCACAGGAUGCAGUUAUUUCUUUAAAGAACUUACUGUUUUUACACCCCCCCCAAAAGUCAUAUGACUAGAUUUUUUUUUUUUUUUUGACCCCAAGAAAUUGUGCUAAUUUACAACAGAUUUUUUUUUUCCCCCUUAAGAUUUUUCUGAUUUCUUCAGGACCAAAAGUGAAGUUAUCCUGUAUUUUCUUUUCAGUGUGGUCCUAAUGCUCUAUGAUUUUCAACUUUAAAACUAGAAAAAAAGCACUUUUUUCAGUCCUGUUGCCUCCAACACUGUGUGGCCAUUUUGUGGUACUGCGCUUAGAAUUGCCGUCCUUCAUAGUAUCACUAAAUCAUGUUUUUUCGGAAACAUCAUGAAGUUGUUCAUGUUAUUGUAGGAAAUGUUGACGCUCUUUGAGCCUGUUUUAAAUUUAUAGGUUUGCUUUACCAACUCUGCACUCUUUAUACUUUCAAUAAAUUUGUUUUUCUACUCGUUUUUCUAA